This is a messenger RNA of Plodia interpunctella (Indianmeal moth), 6198 nucleotides long. It is a transcript of the gene Syx6, whose product is annotated as Syntaxin 6. Gene Ontology annotation, biological process: Golgi vesicle transport; vesicle fusion; intracellular protein transport. The coding region runs from base 142 to 927 and encodes 261 amino acids. The record is from RefSeq and is a predicted model, not a curated record. The transcript is spliced from 6 exons. Gene Ontology annotation, molecular function: SNARE binding; SNAP receptor activity. Gene Ontology annotation, cellular component: endomembrane system; synaptic vesicle membrane; SNARE complex. Lineage: Eukaryota; Metazoa; Arthropoda; Insecta; Lepidoptera; Pyralidae.
CAUGUUGUCGAUAUUUUGUGGGAUAGGCUAGGGAUCGUCUGGAGCCACCUGUGCAUUUUAUACAUAAGUUUUUGCAUUUGUUUUAAAUAAUCGCAGUCACAUGCCUCACAUUCAGUUAAUUUACUGUGUUUCUUGUUGGACAUGACUUUGGAAGAUCCGUUUUACGUCGUCAAAGAUGAGGUGUUCAAAGCGUUGAACAAGACAAGAGGUCUAUACCUCCGCUGGCAGGAGAUUUCUAAGACACCAACAUUCCCUAAUAGCCCUGAACUAGAAUGGACAUCCACCGAGCUAAGAAAUGCUUUACGUAGCAUUGAAUGGGACUUAGAAGACCUGGAAGAUACUAUCAGUAUAGUAGAGAAGAAUUCUUCAAAAUUCAAGAUCGACAAUAAAGAAAUCUGUGAAAGGAGAAGUUUCAUUGAAGCUACAAAGCAGGAAGUAAAGGUUAUGAAAGAAAAGAUGAGUCUAAACAGGAAUCGUGAUAAUGAUGGUACGGCGAGGGAGCCUCUGCUUGGCGAAGAAAGUCCAAUGCAUUUUGGUAACUACUGGAUGUCCACGCCCAAAUAUUCUAAAUACUCCAAACUCGCGAACCAGACAGACAGCCCCAACAGAUUUGAUACCUACGACACUGAUAUAAUGUCUAUGCAAGAGAAGAUGAUGAACUCUCAAAAUGACCAGCUGCAAGUUAUAAGCAAUUCUGUUGGUUCACUGAAGACUGUAUCGAAGCAAAUUGGUAUAGAGUUGGAUGAGCAGUCAGUGAUGCUGGAUGACUUAAAUACAGAACUUGAAAAUGCAGACUCAAAGCUGGAUUCGACAAUCAAGAAAGUUGCUAAGGUCUUACAUAUGAAUAAUGAUCGGCGGCAGUGGUUCGCUAUUGGCAUUCUACUGGGCCUUCUAGUCCUUAUUUUAAUUUUGUUCGUCAUAAUUUGAACACGAACAUUGUGUAGGUAAGCCAUGUAUCAUACCAACGGUAUAUUCUUGUAAAAAAACUUAAAGAUAGCUGGUCUGUAUUUCUUAUCAAUAAUCUGCAAAAAUAUUAUGUUAAGUGUUUUACUAGAGUUUAGCUUUCUAAUCCGAUAUCAAAGCCUAGGAAUUAUUUAAUUUAUAUUAUACAGUGAAUUUAUCAUAUUUUAUAUACUUGAUUAAUAUUGAGUUGUACAUAAUAAUUGUAUAUAGUUUUCAAUGUUUUUAAUUAUUUCACAACAGUAAUUAUUUAGCUUAUUAAAACUUCUUAUCAAAGUCCAUAAUUUAUAUAACUAAUGAUUUCUAAAUGCAAUUUUAAUUUCAUAUUUGCUUUUGUAUUGACUGCAAUUUAUUAGCUUUAAAAUACAUUUACGUUAAAGAUUUAUUGUCAUCUCAUCUUGUAACACUGUGUAGGAACUGUAAAUCUGUUGAAUUAUUCUAGAAUCUUCUUCCCAAUUAAAACUAGUCAUUCUCCAUGUCUCUACAGUAUUUCUACGAAUGUCAUUUAUUACCAGCACCAGUAUUUUGAAUGAAUUGUCGAUGUUUCACGUUUUGAUAACUCAUAAAUUCACUGAGAUCUCAAGAAAACUAUGUGUUUCUGUGUUAUCUAUAUUUUCGUGUAUUAACUUUUUUAAGGGGUUUCCUUAAAUAUAUAUAGUUAAAUAUACAGUAGUCAUAUUAUCUAUAUAUUUUGCCAUAUACAAAAUAACCACAACAUUGACAACUCAAAUAGAAAAGAAUAAUAAUAAAUCUUUAGAAUGAGUUUAUCUAGUGCAGUCAUGGUAGAACGAGUGUCCGUACCGCGAGUACUAAAAUAACUAAACGUUAGCACAACAAACAAACAAAAUAUGGCUAGCAUAAAAAAGUGCGUGGACGUACGACGUCACCUUUAGUGGUUACUAUUAAACUUGUGAGUGGCCGAUAUAAAGUUCGGUUUCACCUAAAUUGCGACCUAAGUUUUGGAUUCGCCUAAAAAUUAGUAGAUACAUUUAAACUAUAUUAUGUCCAACAUGAACACCGUCUUCGACAAUGCUCAGCUUUUCAUACGUACGCACUAAAUUAAAUACCUAACUAAUUAAGAUAAACAUAGUUUAUGAGACGAAUUUUGUCGACGUUUUCACAAAAUUUCAAAAUAUUAUGUACAAUUUAAUGAGUUUCAUUAUUUUGGGAAUUUGGGCUGGUGUCUAAAAACACACCUAUGUAUAUUAUAUUACAUUAUACAAUCUUAUAUUUAAAGGUUAAAUCAUCUAUUUGCAGUCUAAAAAUAUACAAUAUUUUGAUCAUGUAAAACUUAGUAUAGUUAGAUAUAUUCAUAUUAUAAAUUUGCUUUAUACCAAGGUCAUGGAACAAUGUUCACCAUUAGACAAUUUAGCGAAAUAUUCCUUGUACCUAUAUGUAAAUUUUGAGUGAAUUUUCACGGGUUUGAUGUUGUCGUCGAUGUUAGUUGAUUUAGUUGACUAAAUAUAAUGAUUAGUCAUAGAAAAUUUAGAUUUAAUUAGAUUUAUAAAAUAUAUAUAUGACAAAAUGGCCAGCUGGCCCAUUGAAUGCCCAAUCAAGGGGAAUACCAUAAAACGAUUAGCUUUUGGACUGUGUUAAAGGUAAUUAAUUGAUUGCUAAGGCAUUAACCAAACAAGAUAAUUGAAGACACUUUAAUUGUUCAAUGCAAUUUCACAUCACUGUCAUAGAUGUUCCAUGUAAAUGACAUGGAACACUAGAUAAAGUAUUGUCACGAUAUUAAGAAAAAGGUAGGAAAAAGGAAAAUUUUGCCUUGCCUUGUAGAUAAGCUAAUUGUUAUAGAAUAGGGACGUGUAUUGAAAAUCAAUAUUUUCUAUGACUAUUCAAAUAUUUCUUCGUUCAAACAAAACACACUUAAAAAACCAUUAAAAUACAAAUUUUUAUGGUUUUUUUUUAUAGCGAGAUGUUUUUACAAAAUAAAGAGAUUAGUGGUUGCAUUAGCAGUUCAUGUUAAUGUAGUUUUCGCAAUUUAAAGCGUCUUCAAACGUGUUUAUUUUUAUGUAAGUAAUGCUUGUAGUAAACUUUCGUAGCUCUGAUUUUAACGAAGAAACACAUCACCUACUUAUUGCCGAUACAAAUGCUUUAUUUAAACUAAAAUAAAGCUUGGAUAUACGUUAUUUAUUAAAAUUAGUGAAAUUUUAAUUAUUGGAUUAUAAACAUGUAUCAGUUUUCACUUCAAUGGUUUUAUAAUAACAGAUAGCUACAAAAUAUUAACUUGUAAAAUAUUGUAGACUGUUUGACGUCAUUAUUAUUGUUUAAAAUGAUAGAAAGUAAGAUUUAUAUCGAUCAAUAUAGCGCAAUAUCAACAUUAUUUGGUAAUCGAUGACUUUGUUACAAAAUUGAUCAAUUUUGUAAAAAGUAUGUUAAUAAUACUGUUGAGUAUGUAUCCGACGAUAUGUGUAUACUGUUGACUGUGUAACCGCCAAACGAUGCUGUUUUGCCUUAUGUAAGGUGUAUGUAUGAAAAAUCACAAAUCUUUAUUUUAUCUGUGCAAUUUAGGAGAAUAUAGUCAUGAACCCGCCUAAUCUCUAUUCUCUAUGGAUUCCUUUAAUUUGCUACGAUUUUAUUUAUCACACAACUUAAAAGUGAACAAUUGGAUUUAAAUCCCAUUGUUCACUUUUUUGUUGGCCAAAUCUUCGGACCAAAUACAUGAGAGUCGUUACUUCUUUAUUCUUCAUUCCAAACUUUAAUAUUGGGCAAUAGCCAUUCUAAAUAUUAUGUCGUGUUUUAGUGACUAUCCCUGUUAUCCAUAAUUACAGUAUGUUUUGCCUCUUUCUGUCAAUUUCAAAUAUUAUAAAGUGCUAUAGUGACAAAGCAUAUUUAUCUUAAAGUAUGUUUUAACUUUGGAGUAAUAUACGAAGGUGGUAUCAGUUUUGUAACUUUGCAUACUAAUUGUUGUUAUUUGACUAAAUAUUAUGUGCACGCACAAGUCCUUAUAAGUCCUAAAUUGUAUAUGCUAUACAAAUUGAAGGCCUGGCGGCUUACCAUCAUCUCUUAACGCGAUCCACUUUACGACCUAAACUGAACUGCAUCGCAAAUUCGUACCAUCGACUUAAUUUUUAGUAUGAAUGUGAUUCAUUUUAGGUGCCUAAAUUGAACUGAGUUGUUUUGGAAUCGUUCUGUAAAAGUUGAUAGUAGGUAGUAUAAGCUGCUGUACUAAUAAAAUAUAAUUUAUUGUGAAAGCAUAUUUAGAACUAUCAAGUCAGUUACUGCUAGAAAAGACGAGAGACAUGUUUCCGCAUCCAACAUAAAUUUUCAUUAAAUUAGUACGUAAUGCCUAAUUAUACUUAUAUAACAGUUUUGUCGUUAGUAUGGUUAACUAUAAUGGUGGGAGCGAGUUGUAUUAAAUCAGUUUUUAUUAGCCCAAAUAGUGGUAGGCUUAGCAAUGUAUUUUUGUAUUAAUCAUGUUACUGUAGUAGGCUGUGAAUUAACUAGCGUCACUAAGGCUUUACUUAGUAGCACACUAGCGCCGCCAUUACACUUAACAAUUUCUUUUAAUUAUUAGCGAAAAAUAAAAAAAAUAUCUUGUCAAAUUCCUACACUAGAUAAAGGAUUUUGUUAGAAAGUAUUAUCACAAUAUAGACAGUUGACUAAACUUUAACGGUGGCCGUUAAGCGACUGUCUAUAUUUUGUAAUGGAAAACUAAAUACUUUCCAAUAAAAAGUUUUUGUGGCGCUAGUGUGAGCGUUUGAAGUCAAGUGGGAGAUGACGGACGUUUGAUAUGAUUGCCAGCAUGCAUUGCGAAUCACUUUGGCGAACUUUGGGAGGCUCAUUUUAAAUAAUAUAAGUAGGCUAUUUGACAUUUAAUAAGAUAUAAUACAUGAUAAUUUAAAAUUUAUUGUAACUUACGUUAAAAUGCAUUAUUAGUCAAAAUAUUUUUUAUUAUUAAAUAUAACUUUUACAUUGUAUUAUGUUCUAGGUAUAUAAAUAUAACACAAAGGGAGUGGGGCAAAUGUCAUUAAAUUACAUCGUUUACAAUACGGCACAUAAGCUCAACCAAAAUGGCGGCCGUCAGCGCAGGUUUAACUAUAGAUAAAAAAUGAUUGUAAAACGUGGACGUGGUUAAAAUAAACACCCACAAAAAUCCUUUAAAAUAUUUUGUAUCUAAUUAACUUGUGUGCCGAGGAUUGUACAUGGGGCGACUGAAUUGACCGUAAUAUGCAUUUUAAUGGUUUUAUAUCUUGGAAAAUUUCGGGGUUCAUUAAAUGAUUUUUUACAAGUGUCUAUGUCUAUAUUAUGAUGAUUCUAAGUAAAAGUUUUGCAAAACAAACUUUACUCAAAUAGCCUAUUUGUCUCAAUAAGUGAGAAACCAAAUGAAAUAAAAUCUGGUUAGAUAAUGCAAAAGUGGUGUUAAAAUUAGUUGUCCUUCUUGGCCUAAAUGGCUAACUAAGGGGAAAAUAAAACAAUUAUACUUAUUUUUACAUUCAUCUACUUAGUUACUUACUUGUUAUGUGGUAUUAUUUAAAGUGCAAUAAAAUUGUAUGAUUGCACCUGUUUGUUUACAUUAAUAUAAAUUUAUUGAGGGUUCUACAACCAAUUUAUGACGGUAAUUAUAAGCACAAUGUGAAUUUCGAUCUCAGACUUGAGCGCGGCCCCGUUGCUCAGUCGUGUUCCGUUGUUCUGACAUCAAUCGAUGGACAAAGCAACGAAAUCAUAUGGAAAUUGCCGUACGUCAACACACAUCAUUAUCUAAACUUAUGGAAAACAACGGAGCACUUUUGAGCGACACGAUAUGAAUGGAGACUUGUUUUAAGUUCCAUUAGAUUUCGGUACUUACAUUCUACUGCGGAACACAAUUCUCGGGAGUGGAACCACUGUAUUUAUUAAAAGGCUAAAAAUACCGUUCUAUAGACUCUUCUAUUUUAUAAUAUUUUUGUCUACGAGUUUAGCUGUCUUUCCAAGUCUAUGUGUUAUGUCAUAAAAUUUAAUAAAAGAUUUAUUUUACACAUUAUUAUGACACUUUAAUAAAGCUUUCUCCUUUUCAUGUGAAAAUACAACUACACGCUUUCUACCUACUUUUUAACAUAACAUAAUUCUUUUACAUUAUUAAGUUUGUUUUUUUCUUACGAGACCUAAACAUGUAAACAAUCUUCACUGUACUUAUUUACAUAAAAUAUUUUGAUGAAAAUAAAUCUGAUUUUAGACAUUUGUAAAGCAAAACUGUUAUUAACCAUAAAAUAAUUUCCUAAAACGUCUAAUUUAAUUUAUAUUGCUGUCGAAUGU